This is a messenger RNA of Brassica napus (rape), 1697 nucleotides long. Its product is annotated as V-type proton ATPase 16 kDa proteolipid subunit. NCBI's taxonomy places the organism in Eukaryota, Viridiplantae, Streptophyta, Magnoliopsida, Brassicales, Brassicaceae. The transcript is spliced from 9 exons. The record is from RefSeq and is a predicted model, not a curated record. Gene Ontology annotation, molecular function: proton-transporting ATPase activity, rotational mechanism. Gene Ontology annotation, cellular component: proton-transporting V-type ATPase, V0 domain; peroxisome. Gene Ontology annotation, biological process: regulation of gene expression; proton transmembrane transport. Bases 279 to 1298 code for a protein of 339 amino acids.
UAAUUCCUAAGGAUUUCAAAUUAGAAAACACCAUUGGAGAUACAAUUUUGAUUAGAAUCCUUAACUAUUCAAAUUUAAAAAAAAAAUAGUUUAAUAAUGUUAAGGACUCCAAUGGUGAUAACACCAUUGGAGAUGCUCUAAUGCUGAUGCUCUAAAGCCCAUUAAGAAGAGCUUAUUAUAAAAUUAUAAGAAACCCUGAAUGGUGCGUAUACCUUGCCUAGCUAGCUUUUAUUUUAUCUCUACAUUUCUGUCGGCGUUUCAGACAAGGGGUUAAAAAGAUGAUGAAGAACGUCAAGAAGGCGUCGCCAGAGUUCGCGACAUCUGAAACGUUCGUGUGGUGGGACAUGGACAGCUGUCCACUCCCCAGUGGUUAUGACCCAUGUCGGCUGGGUCCGAGAAUAGACACGGAGUUGAAGAAUCUAGGCUACAAUGGUCCGCUCACCAUCAUUGGCAUUGGUAACCUGGAUGGAGUCCCUCACGACUUCCUGAAAGCGCUCUCUUCCGGUGGAGUCGUUAUUAAACAGCUUCAACUAGGAUCCAACAUGAUUCUAUGUGUGAACGAGGCUUUGAAUUCGUCUGAAAGUCGUUUUCAACCUCCGUUGACAAUGAUGGUCAUAUCUGCCGUCCAUGCUGAUCUAUUGGAAGAAGUCGUUUCCGUGUUUUAUAUUCGUGGCGCCCUUUACAAUCUUCUUCUGGCUUAUCCAUACGUUACCGAACAUGCUGACCCAGAGCCUUCCUCCUUACUAGUCGACAACUUUGGUGGAGAGUGGGUCUGGGAUAGGUUUGGCUUACUCAAAGAUUCAGGGUCUGCCAAUGAGAUUAGGAGACAGGACACAGGCUGUGAAAUGCAUUUUUGCGGAUUAUGCGAUCUUUCUUUUCCCAGCUUUGAUGAUUUCACCACGCACUUCAAAACUCCCCCACAUACAGAUAAGAUGGAUAAGUAUCUUAGUUACCUUGCGUGGAAGUUUAAUCGUGAAGCAGAAUCUUAUGAGGCCCAUAAGCUUAGAGAGCCUUAUCUUGCAAAAGUGAAGGCAAAAAGGCUAGAGUUUAUAGAGUUUGACAAUUAUUUUAAAGAUGAUGAUGAGGAUGAUGAUAUUCCCAAGACUGAGAAGUCAAAAAGGUUGAAGAAGCCUAAGAUGCAAUCAAAGGGAAAAAGAUUCAAGUUUGGCCUUCUUUGUAAGUCUUCCUCUCUAAAGAAAAAUCCUACUGCCAAGGCGAAGAAGUUAUCAAAGAAGCUAUCAAAGGCAACUAUAAAGCUAUCAAAGGCACGUUUUUGUAACAAAUCUGUUUUCUCAUAAACUACGACUAAAACAUUUAGAGCACCCCCAAUGGGGCUAUUUUAAGAACCUUUUGGUUAGAACGCCCCAUUGGGGGGUGCACUUACAUCUCUCAUUUUGGUUUACUGGAUUUUCUUUUUUGGGUGCUACAACAUUGCAGUUGGAGAUUCCAGAAGAAGCUUAGUGCUCCUUUCCAAAGAAUGCUACUACAAUGUUCUCCUAGAGAGGCGUCUUUUAUCUUAAUGAAAGAGAGUUGUCUUGUUGUUCUUUAAAGGCCAUUUCGUAUGGUGAAAAGUUUGUACUACUUGUACUAUUAGUUGCUGUUUUCAAGUCUUGUUUUAAAUUGUAUGUUAGCUAAUACUUUAUCAACGCCUUGUUAAAUUCCAUCUAUAUUGUAGCUGCAUAGUAUAUGCUCGAUCA